AGACGCGUCUAAAUGUCGUCGCCUUCGAAUUUUGUCGUGGAAAUUAUUUUCACUUAAUUAGUGCGUCUGCGUGCGUGUGUGUGUGUUUACUUUUUAAUCGUUGUGUGUGUUCGUUCUUAAUUUAUUUUCGACACACCUACAUAAGUAGCAACCGGUAGAGAAAUGAAUCAUUUACGCGCGCAUAAAUUUAAACUGAGCGGUAAGGACAAUGUGGCUGACAACAACAGCAGCACCACCACCACAGACAAUGGCAAUAAUAACAAUAAUAGUGGGGGCAAAGGAUUCCUUACGCGCAUCAAACGUUACUCCACAUUGGGGAAUAAGCUGAGUCGCCGGCAUUUGGGAAGCGGCAGUCUGCCCAAAGGUGGAUCGCCGCCUAAACUGACGACCGGCAGCUAUAAUAUGACGGGCAGCAACUCGGAGGAUCAUCGUUUGGAGAUCGGCGCACCGAUACUGAUAUCAACCACCACCUUGGACACGGAUCGCUUUGGCGUCACUGAGGCACGUCUUAAACAGAUUGGCGGCGGUAUUGCGGUCAAUUCGACAAUUGUAAGGACAAUGACGCCGGCGCAAAGCGCUCAGAAUUCGCCACAGCCGCGCUCCUCGGGCAGCGAGCAUGAGGAGGAAUUUGUGGAUGCACUGAGCACCACACAGGAGGAAAGGGAAAAGGAGCGGGAGCGGGAGCGGCUGGAACAGCAGGCCGAGGCUUCGGAACAGUUUGAAACGCCCGCUCACAAACCACCAAAUACUCCGCCUCCUACACCUCCCACAACCCUGCCCCCAAUCGAUACCCUCGACGGCAGCGUAACGCAGCUGCUGGUCACCGCACCUGCCCGUCGACCGCGCUUUGGCAAACAACAACAAUCGCAAUCGGUGCAGAACCUUCAUCGUUCCGAGCUCAAAGUCUAUCUGCACAAGACGCCCAGCAUGGCGGCCGUGAAUAUGAACGCCACAGCACCCGAACUUGGACUCAAUCUGCCCGACUUGCCCGAGCUCUUUGGCAACAGUCUGGCCAGUUUGGCGGCCAGCGAUAACAAAGAGAAUGCGACUCCAACACCACAAUUGGAUUCACUGGAGACCACCACAAAGGUAACUGGAUUUCUCGCCCAGCAGGCGCACUUUAGAAGCAUCGACUUUGACGAUCUGCCACUGCCAGCAAUAUCAGCUACAGAAUCAGACUCACAUCGGUUGGGACAACGCUAUAGUGCUCGAUAUAGCAGUCAGGCCUCCUCGAUAGCCCAUCGAUCGGCGCACGAUUCGAAGCAGAGCCUAAAUAGCUGCCGUAGUCUAAGCAGCCAUGGUAGCGCCAUCGAUGAUUUCGAUCUCAAAUCGGUCAGCUAUCAGAGCCUUAAUGCUCAGAAUCUGUUCGUUUCGAUCGAUGAACUCAAUGAGAUCACACGUCAGAUCAAUGAGACGGAGGAUUUUAGUCGUGAAAUCGAUUUGGAAUACUGUACACAUCGGGAUCAGCUGAAACCGAGCGAACGACGCAUAACUUUGCUGAAAAACAAAAAUUCCCGUCUCAUUAGCUUUAAUCACAAUAAGGAGAAGUUGCGAAAGGGCUGGCACGGCAUGAAGCAUUGGAUUGGGGAGGAGAGUACACGUCUGAAGGAGGUUGUCAAGCAACAAACGCCACUCAAGCGAAUAGCGCAAUCGCGUCUCAAUCUCAAUCAGUCGCUUACUACAUCAGCAAGAAUAACAGAUCAACAAUCGGAAAGACAAUCGCUCUCUCCGGCACGCGUCACAUCGCAGGAGCGAGAGCUCAGCGAAAGUUUUGAGGAUGUUACGGAGCAUACAGAGAAUACAGAGGCAGAGGCACGCGACGAACUGGAAUCGUCGCUCUCCCAGCGCGGUAACAGCGAGGAGGACUUAUCGCCGCACGCGAAACGUUUCAAAGAUGAGGGGCAAAACGGAUUCGAAGAGCUUCGGCGCUAUGUAAAGCAAGGAGGCGACUUCAGCAAGGAGCUUAUACUGGUGCUCCAGGAGCGUGCCGACUCCGAGCUUAUAUACUCCAAGUCACUAUCCAAGAUGGCCAAUAAACUGAACAAAGCGUGUCGGGAGCUGCCCGGCAGUGUCGCUGACGCCUGGCGUGGUGUUGCUACUGAAAUGGAAAGCCGCAGCGACAUACACCGCCAGUUGGCUGCAUCACUAACAGAUGAGCUGGUCAAGCCACUCAAGACCAUUGUGGACAGUCAUCACAAGUCACGCAAAGCGGUGGAGGGCAACGUGGAUAAGGCAUCGCGUGUGCUCAGCGAAUGGCGUGUGAGCGAGGCGAAGGCCAAGAAGGCCUCCCACACGGCAGCACGUGAGAAUGAGAAGCUACAGGAUGCCAUGCUGGACGUGCGCAUACAGAAAUCGCCAUCGAUCGCUUUGCUCCAUCAAGGACCGAACAAACUGGCCGCCGAGAAGGAACUCAAAUCGGCCGAAAAGGAUUGCGUCAAGCUGGACAAUAAACGCAAGAAGGCCGAGGAGGCUGUCAAGCGUGCCGAUGUCGAGUAUUAUACAUUAUGUGUGCGUGCCGAGCGCGCUCGUGUGGAUUGGGAAAUGGCUGUGCUCCGCGGAUCUGCUCAGCUUCAGAACAGCGAACAACAGCGUCUGGCCAGCAUGCAGAAUUUCGUUCAGCAAUAUGCUCGUCUCACUGCCGACAUGAGUCCCAUACUGGGGGGCCUUGUGAAUGCUCUGCAGCCACAGCUGGAGGCCUGCAAUGUGGCCAAGGAUAUGCUGGUUGUGCGCAAUAUACGCCGCAACUCGGAGGGACCCAGCGAGCAGCUGCUGCCCGAUUUCUACUGCGAACACACCACGCUCGCCAUGAACAGAGAGAGGCGCAAACACGCCCUCAUCAAGCUGCUGCAAUUGGUUAAAACCGAUCUAGAGCGCGAACGACGCUCUCGCGAUGGAUUGCGCGGCUUAUCCCAGUCCUUGAACCAACAGGAACAUCAGAACAUCACCGAUAAAUUGUACCAUAUACGUUCGAUGCUGACUUACUUGGAGGGCGCUCGCCUGAAACUUCACUCGGCACUGCUCGAGUUGGAUCACAAGCCGCGCACAACCCAUCCGCUGGCUCAGCACAUACAGAUCACACGCGAUCGCAACGGACUUCAGCAGAGCAUAUUGAAGGUGCCGAAUUGGCUGAAGAACAAUGAUAAGACACAGGCGUCUUCGAUGCUCGACAAUGGCGAUGUUUCCCUUCAUGAUGAUCCUCAGUUCAACAACAACAAUAAUAAUAACAACAACAACAACAGCUCCUGCGCCAACAUCAGCGAGGCAUCGGGAGCACAGAAUCCGAUGCAGAUACAGCAGCAGACUCUGAAUCAGAAUCAGAAUCAGCAGCAAUCAUCGCUGCUGCUGAAGCAUUUCAAUCGCAGCAAAAGCAACAUAGAAACCUUCACCAGUCAACCAAAGAUAAUCUCGACGACGAACACAUCCUUGGCAACGGCCUCCAACAUACAUGCGAGCAAAUCGAAGACAGUGCCGGCAAUGUCGCACAGCGAUCGCGGCCAGGGGGAUGGCGGCUCCAAUCAGCAGGACUCCGAUUUCGAUGAGUUCAGCUCGGAGGAUGAGGACGAGGAUGAGGAGGAUGCACCCCAGACGCAUCCACAGUUGCAUCCACAACAACAACAACAGUCGCCAUUGCAAUCGCAGCCGCAACAUUUGGCCGUACAGCCACAAAAUUAUUAUCAGAAUGCGCAGGACUUACAGAAUGCAUCGAUCUGUUCGCAGGGGACAAGUGGAACCGGCACUAGCGCCCACUCUAAGGAUAGCGGCAGCAGCAAUGGCGGCCAAGUCCUCGGACGCUGCAAGGCCCUCUACAGCUAUACGCCAAAACUCUAUGACGAGCUGCAGCUACAGCCAGGGGAUGUGAUUGAGGUGCAUGCCAAACAGGACGAUGGCUGGUGGUUGGGGGCUCUGCGCAAUCAAAUCGGCAUCUUUCCGGCCACAUAUGUGGAGGAGUGUGCCUGAGUUCUCUCCGAUUAUUAUUAUAUACAUAUAUAUUAUGAGUGUGAAUGUUGGAAUGGAAUGGAAUGGAAUAUAUGUCUCUGUGGAAUAGAUGUGUAAACAAUAACUAUAUAAUGUAUGUUUAAGCAACCAUUUUGGCCUUUUGAAAAUGCUGAAAAAAAAAAAUAAGAAAUAUAUGUAUACCCGAUAUGAAGUGAAUGAAUGUAUUUAAAGAAUCAUUAUAUGUCUUCUAUUAAAAUAUAGUAUAUAUUUUUUUAAUUUGUUAUAGCGCUAUGGAAACUCCGUCAAGUUGAGUCAUUUAUUUUAUGCCCUCCACGUAAUCUUGACUAACAUUUUUUUUUAUAGAUAUACAAUUUAUAUUUUAUUGUUUAAAUUAAUAAACGUUUU
Molecule: messenger RNA, 4341 nt
Organism: Scaptodrosophila lebanonensis
Lineage: Eukaryota; Metazoa; Arthropoda; Insecta; Diptera; Drosophilidae
Gene: Nost
Product: nostrin
Exons: 7
Coding region: 163-3957 (1264 amino acids)
Cellular component (GO): plasma membrane; cytoplasm
Molecular function (GO): protein binding
Source: RefSeq, a predicted model, not a curated record